Molecule: messenger RNA, 1278 nt
Organism: Plenodomus lingam JN3
Lineage: Eukaryota; Fungi; Ascomycota; Dothideomycetes; Pleosporales; Leptosphaeriaceae
Source: RefSeq, a predicted model, not a curated record
AUGCAUUUCCCAACCACCACUAGCGUUGCACUCCUCCUCUCCCUCUCCGCCACCACUCUAGCUUCCCCCCACCCCCAAUACCAUACGAAGGAGUACAAGCCUGACUACAAGACCGACUACGAGGUCGACUAUAAGACCGAAUACAAGCAGGAAUACAAGCCCGACCCUAAGCACGAAUACAAGGCUGAGUACCCAGAGCACAAGGCCGAGUACAAGACCGACGAGUACAAGCAUGAGGACCCGAAGCAUAAGCACGAAUACAAGACCAACGAGUACAAGACUGGAUACAAGCGCGACUACCCUGAGUACGAGACCAAGGAGUACAAGCACGAGGACCCGAAGCACAAGCACGAGUACCACGAGGACAAGUACCCGGAGCACAAGCACGAGUACAAGACUACAGAGUACAAGACUGAAUACAAGCGCGAUUACCCUGCUAAGGACCCUGGGUACGAGACCAACGGCUACGAGACCCACGGUGGAUACGAAACCAACGGUGGUUAUGAGACCAAUGGUGGUUAUGAGACCCACGGUGGAUACGAAACCAACGGUGACUACCCUACCGACGACUACCACCACGGGUAUGAGACCAAUGGUGGCUACCCUACCGACGACUACCACCACGGGUAUGAACCUGAGUACCCUUGGGACUAUUCAGAGUACUACCCUUAUUACCGUGCGAACAACCAGGAUCCUACUACCCUGACCACGCCUGAGGUUGCUCCCGAGGUCGCUCCUGAAGUCGCCCCAGAGGUCGCCCCUGAAGUCGCUCCUGAAGUUGCCCCUGAAGUCGCCCCAGAGGUCGCCCCUGAAGUUGCUCCUGAAGUCGCUCCUGAAGUUGCCCCUGAAGUCGCCCCAGAGGUUGCUCCAGAGGUCGCUCCUGAAAUCCUUCCCGAGUUUCUCCCAGAAGUCAGCCCCGAGAUCCUCCCAGAGGUCACUCCUGAAAUCCUCCCCGAAUUUCUCCCAGAAGUCAGCCCUGAGAUCCUCCCAGAGAUCCUCCCAGAGGUCGCCCCGGAAUCUACCUCUGAGCCCGCCCCGGAAUCCACCUCUGAGCCCGCCCCCGAAACAACCUCUGAGCCCGCCCCCGAAACAACCUCUGAGCCCGCCCCCGAAACAACCUCUGAGCCCGCCCCCGUCCCAACCCCCCAGCUGCCAGUCAUGUGCGCCAGGAUGUGCUCGCCUGCACCCAUGACGUGCGGUGAGGGAUGGAGCAACUGGAGGAGUGGAUCGUGCUGGAUGUGCUCUGCGUGGAUGAUUCGGUUCGCAGUCGGCUUUUAG